ACUUUUUUUUUUUUUUUGUUCUUAAAAUCCUUUAUUUGGAUGUUUUCUUGCAUGUCAUUGACACAUAGAACAUGGAUAACAUCUAGAAAAAAAUACUUACAAAAGGAAAAUGACUAUGAAGAAAACUAUACACUGCAGCAACUGCCGGUGGGCUGAAAUGGGUUAAUUACGAUAAUUAUUACGAGAUCUGGCGUGAACGCAACGAUCUGCUCCCCCAACCCAAAUCAAACACACCUGAACAAGCUAAUCAAGGUCUUCAAGAUUAGGAUAGAGAGUUAGAUGCAGGUGAGUUUCAUCUGGGCUGGAGGUGCCCGGACCUCCUUGGAUCUUUAAAAACGCGUUUCUUUUUGUUGCGGGAUUCAGUAGCACAUUCUCUGUGCCUCGUUAUUCCUCCUGAUUCACUAAUUCAGUGCGUUUUCUAGUAGCGUGCAUUGUGAGCUCGCAGGUCGAGAGGAUGACAGCUCGAGUGUUAUGCUCAUUGAGCGCUGUUUUAUUGUGUCUGUCUGCAUGUUUGAACACAAAAGACGCUGGAGUCGUAGGAGUGAACCCUGCUGCUGAGCUGCCCAAGCCUCCCGUGAAGCCUCCAGUGAACCCUAACGCCGAGCCGCCCAAGCCUCCAGUGAACCCUGCUGCAGAGCCACCCAAUCCUCCCGUGAAGCCUCCAGUGAACCCGGCCGCCGAGCCGCCCAAGCCUCCAGUGAACCCUGCCGCCGAGCCGCCCAAGCCACCCAAUCCUCCCGUGAAGCCUCCGGUGAACCCUGCCGCCGAGCCGCCCAAGCCUCCCGUGAAGCCUCCGGUGAACCCUGCCGCCAAGCCGCCCAAGCCUCCAGUGAACCCUGCCGCCGAGCCGCCAAAGCCUCCGGUGAACCCUGCUGCAGAGCCACCCAAUCCUCCCGUGAAGCCUCCAGUGAACCCGGCCGCCGAGCCGCCCAAGCCUCCAGUGAACCCUGCCGCCGAGCCGCCCAAGCCUCCAGUGAACCCGGCCGCUGAGCCGCCCAAGCCUCCAGUGAACCCUGCCGCCGAGCCGCCCAAGCCACCCAAUCCUCCCAUGAAGCCUCCGGUGAACCCUGCCGCCGAGCCGCCCAAGCCUCCAGUGAACCCUGCCGCCGAGCCUCCCGUGAAGCCUCCCGUGAAGCCUCCCGUGAAGCCUCCCGUGAAGCCUCCGGUGAAGCCUCCGGUGAACCCUGCCGCCGAGCCGCCCAAGCCUCCCGUGAAGCCUCCGGUGAAGCCUCCGGUGAACCCUGCCGCCGAGCCGCCCAAGCCUCCCGUGAAGCCUCCGGUGAAGCCUCCGGUGAACCCUGCCGCCGAGCUGCCCAAGCCUCCCGUGAAGCCUCCGGUGAACCCUGCCGCCGAGCCGCCCAAGCCUCCAGUGUGUGGCGGAAGCUGUCCUCAAAGUCCCCAUCGAGGUGACCAUGACGGACACGGACAAGGUCGCGGCCACGGCGGUGAUGGACAUGGUCACGGUGAUGGACAUGGUCACGGUGAUGGACAUGGUCACGGUGAUGGACAUGGUCACGGUGAUGGACAUGGUCACGGUGAUGGACAUGGUCACGGUGAUGGACAUGGUCACGGUGAUGGACAUGGUCGCGGCCACGGCGGUGAUGGAAAUGGGCAGGGUGAUGGCCAAUGUCAGUCAUAGUGUAUGUUUAUCAUCAAAAUAAAUCAUGUUUAGUGAAGUGUCUUUCUGA
Messenger RNA from Megalobrama amblycephala (Wuchang bream), 1688 nucleotides. Its product is annotated as proline-rich extensin-like protein EPR1. The record is from RefSeq and is a predicted model, not a curated record. The coding region runs from base 455 to 1639 and encodes 394 amino acids. Lineage: Eukaryota; Metazoa; Chordata; Actinopteri; Cypriniformes; Xenocyprididae. The transcript is spliced from 2 exons.